UUCUAGAGCUGCAAAAAUAGCUACCUCCCCAAAACCAUCAAGCUCACUUUGGAAAAUCAGACGAGCCUUGAUUUCAGUUUCCCUGAAGAUAAAAGAGAGAGAGAGAGAGAGAGAGAGAGAGAUGGGAAGAGCACCUUGCUGUGACAAGGCAAACGUGAAGAAAGGGCCAUGGUCACCUGAAGAAGACUCGAAGCUGAGAGACUACAUAGAGAAAUUUGGGACUGGAGGGAAUUGGAUUGCUCUCCCACAGAAAGCUGGUCUAAGGAGGUGUGGGAAGAGCUGCAGAUUAAGAUGGCUCAACUAUCUGAGACCCAACAUUAAACACGGAGAAUUUUCUGAUGCAGAAGAUAGAAUCAUCUGUAGCCUCUUCGCAAACAUUGGCAGCAGGUGGUCAAUAAUAGCUGCACAGUUGCCAGGCCGGACAGACAAUGAUAUCAAGAACUAUUGGAACACCAAACUUAAGAAGAAACUCAUGGGCAUGGUUAAUCCUUUAAACCCUAGAAAGCCUCCACACCCCUUGUACCCAUCAUCUCUGCAGCUUCACACUUCCUCAUCAUCUCCAUCACCUUCCCCUCAUGUCCUAUCAUCAUCAUCAUCUUCUUCUUCUUCGUCAACGUCUUCUUCAUCAUUAUACCAAAACAGUACUACUACUUAUAAUUACACUGCCCCAACUAGGUCUUUCACUCCCACAAGUUAUUAUGAACCGGCCAAUAUUAAUAUUUCUGCAGUCCCAUCAAGUCUUCUCACCUGCAGCCUUUCUUUCAAUACUGCAACUCCCAUGACCCAUGAGGGUUUUGGGAGUCCCAUGUUAAUGCAGCGUUAUAAUUAUAAUCAAGGGAAAGAUGGUCUGAGCUUCAUGCUGGGAGGUGAAGCAAGUUGCAGCAAUUCCUCCGAUGGCAGCCAUGGCAAAGAAAUGGAGUUGCAGAGUUUCUACUCAUCGAAUGGGGUUCAUGAAGAUCAAAACCAAAAAUUCAUGCUUUCAGAUAUUGGAGGUUAUGGGGCUGUUAAUGGAUGGGCUGAGGAGAAACCAAAUGGGAUAAUGUGGGGAGAGACAGAAACUCCAUUGGACUAUGGGUUUGAGGAGAUCAAGCAGCUCAUUAGCACGAACAAUGUCUGCAGCAGCAAUAUUAACUUGUUUGAUGAAAACAAGAGAGAUGAAGAGAGAGUGGUGUACUUUUGAUUGAUGUUGACUGUGGGUAAAAUCAGAAGAUAUGAGAAGGGUAUGGGGUUGGAUUGGAUGGGCUGGCGAUUCAUAUCUAGAGAGACACGGUUUGUGGGGGACGGGGUUGGUGUUUUUGUUCAUGAAAACACUUUUUGACAGUACAUAGUUAAAAAGUUUAUCUAUCACUUUGCAUUUAUUUUUGGGAAAUGGAAAUGAUGCAUGUUUGUGUUAGUACAUACAUAGCUGCGCCUUGCCUAUAUUCAGAAAUAAAUGUUCAUGGAAACUAGCACAAA
Malania oleifera is the source of this 1455-nucleotide messenger RNA. RefSeq names its product transcription factor RAX2. The record is from RefSeq and is a predicted model, not a curated record. Bases 122 to 1180 code for a protein of 352 amino acids. Lineage: Eukaryota; Viridiplantae; Streptophyta; Magnoliopsida; Santalales; Ximeniaceae. The transcript has 3 exons.